This is a messenger RNA of Salvelinus sp. IW2-2015, 1590 nucleotides long. It is a transcript of the gene map4k5, whose product is annotated as mitogen-activated protein kinase kinase kinase kinase 5. Lineage: Eukaryota; Metazoa; Chordata; Actinopteri; Salmoniformes; Salmonidae. The record is from RefSeq and is a predicted model, not a curated record.
GUGGAGCACCCCUCUCCUGACUACCUGUCAGCCAGCGUCAGUAGUCCUGGUGUACUGUCCACAGCCUCGGACCCUGAACAUGAAGACUGUGAUGGAGAUGUGAACGGGGACAGUCCCAAGACUCCUCCCAGCCGACCACAGAGGAAGGAGAAGAAAGACUACCCUAAACCAGCUAUCAACGGCCUGCCACCCACUCCUAAAGUCCUGGUGAAUGGGGCCUGUUUCUCCAAAAUUUGAUGGCUUCCACUGAAAAUCAACUGUGCCACGUCGUGGAUACACCCGGAUACCAAAGACCAGUACCUUAUAUUUGGGACAGAGGAUGGGAUCUAUACCCUCAACCUGAAUGAGCUGCAUGAAGCCACCAUGGAACAGCUGUUCCCCAGGAAGUGUACCUGGCUCUACAUCAUCAACAACAACCUGAUGUCUCUGUCAGGUGAGAAAACCUUCCAGCUUCACUCUCACAACCUAUUCGUCUGUUGAGCACUGAAGGAUAUGUCUCUGGACUGCUCUCAGUUCCACACACACCCCUUCCCAGACAACAAUCUACCUAGAAGGUUUGCCUUGACAACCAAGAUCCGCACAAAGGGCUGUCACAAGUGCUCGCAUUUGAGGAACCCCUAUACGGGCCAUAAGUACCUGUGUUGAGCGCUGCAGUCUGGGAUAGUCCUGCUACAGUGGUACGAGCCUAUGCAGAGGUUCAUGCUCAUCAAGCACUUUGACUUCCUGCCCAGCCCUCUGAAGGUGUUUGAGAUGUGUGUUCCAGAGCAGGAAUACCCCAUGGUGUGUAUAGCGGUCAGCCAGGCCACGGAGCCAGGCCGUGUCCGCUUUGAGACCAUCAACCUCAACUCCUGCUCUUCCUGGUUCACUGAGAUGGGACACGUAAGGAACAAACUGGAUGCCAUCCAUGUGACCCAGCUGGAGAGGGACACAGUGCUCGUGUGCCUGGACAAAAAUCUAAAGAUCGUGAACCUCAUGGGAAGAUUAAAGUCUAACAAGAAGCUAGCCUCAGAGCUCAGCUUUGACUUCACCAUCGGAUCCGUUGUGUGCCUUCAGGACAGUGUUCUGGCCUUCUGGAAGCACGGCAUGCAGGGAAAGAGCUUCAAGUCCAACGAGGUAUGUGUUACCGUGGUAACAAAACCAUUCAGUCACGUCAUCCGUAACCAUACUGUCACACUCUAGACAUGCUACACGUUGUCAAUCAAACUGAAUCUAAAUAUGAUUAUGGCUUGGUGGCUGUAACAAAACCUGACUAUAAUACAGUCAGAUCUAUACAGGAGGGGGAUUGGAAAGGCACCAGUCAGAUCUAUACAGGAGGAGGAUUGGAAAAGCACCAGUCAGAUCUAUACAGGAGGGGGAUUGGAAAAGCACCAGUCAGAUCUAUACAGGAGGGUGAUUGGGAAGGCACCAGUCAGAUCUAUACAGGAGGGGGAUUGGAAAGGCACCAGUCAGAUCUAUACAGGAGGAGGAUUGGAAAGGCACCAGUCAGAUCUAUACAGGAGGGGAUUGGGAAGGCACCAGUCAGAUCUAUACAGGAGGGGGAUUGGAAAGGCACCAGUCAGAUCUAUACAGGAGGGGGAUUGGAAAGGCACC